Molecule: messenger RNA, 1656 nt
Organism: Saccostrea echinata
Lineage: Eukaryota; Metazoa; Mollusca; Bivalvia; Ostreida; Ostreidae
Source: the annotation of a RefSeq genome assembly
AUGAUAAAAAACAUGUCCGGAGUUUAUGAGUUCUUAGAUGCUACUAAGACACACAAUUUGAAAUGAUUUAUUCCUUGCCCUGUUCUACUUUACGGUAAGCGGGAGUACAUUAUGUCCACAAAUCACCUAGACAUUGGUAGGUUUUAUAUGGUUUUUGGGUUUUGGUCGGUUUUGGCUGGGACUAGAUUUAGAUCUCUAAUUCGAUGAAGACUAUUUAAUCCGGGGGCUAAGUUUUUAGAUCCUGUUUGUUAUAAUGCUGUAGUAACUAUACACGCUUUAGUAAUGAUUUUCUUCUUUGUAAUGCCCGUUAUAAUUGGAGGUUUUGGGAACUGGCUAGUCCCACUAAUGCUAGAGGUUCCUGAUAUGCAGUUUCCUCGAGUUAACGCUUUUAGGUUUUGGGUUUUGCCUGCAUCUCUUUAUUUUAUAGGAAUAUCGGGAUUUGUAGAAAAUGGAGUUGGUGCUGGCUGAACUAUUUACCCCCCAUUGUCUACUUUUUCUUAUCAUGGAAUGUGUAUAGACUUAGCUAUUUUAAGGCUUCACUUAGCUGGUCUUAGUUCAAUUUUUAGUUCAAUCAAUUUUAUAGUAACUAUUAAAAACAUGCGUUCUGUAGACGGUCACUUAUUAAGGUUAUUUCCGUGAUCAAUUAAAGUAACUUCUUUUCUAUUACUAACAACUUUGCCUGUGUUAGCAGGGGGUCUUACCAUGCUUUUGACAGAUCGACAUUUUAACACUUCGUUUUUUGAUCCUGUAGGUGGCGGAGAUCCAGUUUUAUUUCAGCACUUGUUUUGAUUUUUUGGUCACCCUGAAGUAUAUGUCUUAAUUCUUCCUGGGUUUGGAAUAAUUUCCCAUGUUUUGUGCUUUUGGUCUAGAAAAAAAACAGCUUAUGGUAAUAUGGGAAUGUUUUAUGCUAUACUAAACAUUGGGUUCUUAGGUUUUAUUGUAUGGGGGCACCACAUGUUCGUUGCCGGCAUGGAUAUCGAUACACGAGCUUAUUUUAGGGCGGCAACUGUAAUUAUUGCUGUUCCAACUGGAAUUAAAGUGUUUGCUUGAAUUGCUACAAUAAUGGGGUCACAGGUAUCAACACAUGCUCCUAUGCUUUGGUCUACUGGUUUUAUUGUCUUGUUCACAAUCGGUGGAUUAACUGGGCUUAUUUUAUCUAGUGCUUCAAUUGAUGUAACUCUCCAUGACACUUAUUUCGUAACUGGGCAUUUCCAUUAUGUUUUAUCAAUGGGAGCUGUUUUUACAAUUUUGGCUGGCUUUACUCACUGAUUUCCUUUAUUUUCUCGUGUUAUGCUUCAUCGUCAGAAGAUAAAGAGACACUUUGUUGCUAUGUUUUUAGGUGUUAACAUUGCUUUCCUACCCCAUCACUUUUUAGGGCUAGCGGGAAUACCUCGUCGGGUGGCGGACUACCCAGACCAGUUUUGAUUUUGAAACAAAGUAUCUACUUUUGGGUCACACUUAAGUACAGCUUCUUUACUAUUUUUUGUAUUUUUAGUGUGAGAAGCUUUUAUCGCCCACCGGCCUGUGGUUUCGGUUCGGAAUAGUUCAAGCUCUCCUGAGUGGUCAGUGAUGGUAAAUCUUCCAAAGCAUGCUGCUCUGGAGUCGGCAAAAAUACUAAAAGACCCAGCAAAGAAGUAUUUAGGUACACGUCUGUAA